ACCCACACAGAACUUAGAUCAGCGAAAGCUCGGUGGGGGAGGACCAGAACCGGAGCCAGUUUCAAGGAAAGGGAAAGUGAAGAUUUGAUUCUGUGCAGAAGCUGCAGGAUGGAGAUUCGGACGUUUCUGCUGGUUUUGGUUCCUCUGCUGGUUUUUGUGGAGCGCUCAGAGUGUAACCGAUGCUUCGGUUCUUUCGACCUGACCACGGGUGAGUGUAGUGAUGAGCUCGGUGAAGUUUCCCAAGAUGACUGCUGUCAGAACCCUGGAUACGGUUACGAAGCUGAGGACGGAUCGUGUCAGUCCUGUGGUCCUCCUACAUGGUCUCCCUGGUCGUCUUGGUCGUACUGCAAUGUCCUGUGCGGCGAGGGCGUGAAGCAGAGGAGAAGGAAGUGUCAUGGCAUCGGGGAAUGUGAGGGCCCUGACGAAAAACUGGAGACAGACGUGUGCAGCGGCACCUGCUGCGAUGAUAAGGGAUGGGGCUCAUGGAACCCCUGGAGUCCAUGCUCGGUUACCUGCGAAGGACAAGGAACCCGAUUCAGACGGAGAACCUGCUCCAGUCCUCCCGAAUGUCGGGCGGCAUGCAGUGGCCCCGAAGAAGAGCAAGAGCCCUGUGAGGCAAGCAACAAGUGUCCAGUCCAUGGAAGUUGGUCAAGUUGGGGAGCUUGGACUCAGUGCUCUAGUUCAUGUAUCAGCGACACCAAUGUGCCCUCAAGAGAACGACAGCGCACCUGCUCCAGCCCAGCGCCCUCUACUGACACGGUACCUCCUGGUAAUCAAUGCCCUGGUGACGCAUUUGAGAGGCAGGACUGCAGCGAGCUCCCCAACUGUCCAGUGGACGGCAACUGGGGGUACUGGUUUCCACCUGGACCGUGCUCUGUCACCUGUGGAGAGGGUCUGCAGUUGUCAAUUAGGCGGUGUGACAGCCCCAGCCCUCGGUACGGUGGCAAACUGUGCGAGGGGCCAAGCACUCAGAGCAGCGUCUGUAAAAGUCCCUGCCCUGUCCAUGGAUUCUGGUCCGGUUGGUCAAACUGGGGCGACUGUUCAUCUUCCUGUAUCCCGCCCAGGGGAGAGUCAUUCAGGACUCGCCACCGAUCUUGUUCUAACCCUGCCCCGUCACUGAACCCACCUGGUAACGGGUGCCAAGGUGACGACUCCGAUAGGGAAAACUGCAACCACUUGCCUCAUUGCCCAGUGGACGGCAACUGGGGUCCCUGGUCAGCCUUCACUCCGUGUCCUGCUACGUGUGGAGUGGCUCUUCAGGUCUCAGAGAGGCGAUGCAACAACCCUCCUCCCAGCCAUGGCGGCCGUCCAUGUCUUGGAGCUGGGAAACAAACCAAACUCUGCUCGACUCAAGUCCACUGCCCAGUGAACGGUAUUUGGGGCGAGUGGUCCACCUGGACCGAGUGUACGUACGCGUGGGGAGGGAAGGAUAUCCGCUGCAAGAAAACAGGCGGAAAACAAACUCGAAUGCGCUCGUGUCUACAUCGAGCUCAUAAUGGGUCCAUCUGCAUGGAAGGAAAGUUGACGGAUACUCAGGUGUGCUACAACGUGGACAGGUGCUAUGUGAAAGGAUCCUGGGAAGGCUGGGAGCCUUGGAGUUUGUGUAGACCGGCCUGUGGAGACGGAUCUAAACGUAGGAGGUCCAGAAUCUGUACGCCUGAUUAUAGCGAGUACAGUCCAACUAUCGGUCGUCAGCGGGAACCCGCAAAUUACUACGGGAGGCCAUUGGCCGAUUGUGGCGCGGCCCCUGAAGGAGGGAAGAGGCAAGUGCAGGACUGCCUUAAUGUCCCUCCCUGCACCUAAUAAUGUGUUAACCGACUUUAACAAUGUCGAAACUUGCUUCAGUAGGGAAAUCUGGGCAGAAAGUGUACCAUGUACUAAAUGUGGCAUUUUAGAGUUUGUGUUGUUUUCUGUUAAAAAACUUUCUACUGUAUAAGAUGGAUUCAUUUAGUGCCUGAACUUUGUUGUUGCAAAAAGCUUUACAAUACUUAUUAAAAAAAAAAGAAAAAAAAAAACAUAAAUGCAGUCUCAGCUUUGUAUUUACUGCCACCUAGUGGACGUUUUACCCAGGCUGCUCUUUUGACACGCCUUGUCUGUUUCCCUAACAAUGGCAACAUCAAAAGUACCAUUUUAUUGAGGGAAAACAAAUAUUUUCACCAUAGAUGU
Messenger RNA from Fundulus heteroclitus (mummichog), 2166 nucleotides. RefSeq names its product properdin. NCBI's taxonomy places the organism in Eukaryota, Metazoa, Chordata, Actinopteri, Cyprinodontiformes, Fundulidae. The record is from RefSeq and is a predicted model, not a curated record. Bases 109 to 1803 code for a protein of 564 amino acids. The transcript is spliced from 11 exons.